AUGCAGAGAGAGAAAGAGAGAGAGAGGCAGUAAUUCAUUAUCAGCAGUGAUGGCCUGCAUGCCUGGUUAGCAUAUUUCGGUGGCUGUUCGUAAUUCAAACUGUCAUGGAGAGAAGAAAUGAGAAGUUAUUCUCUAGAAAAAGAAGUUUCACAUUCGGAGCUUAUGGAGGGAUUGACAAAUUCAUCACUGGAACCGAGAGCAGCUGCGCUGAAUCUGUGGGGCACAGCAUACUGGACAUUUUAGAUUCUCCCUCCAGCGAGCCUCAGCCUCUCACCUCUGCCACAUCAAGUCAGAAGGUGACAGAAUUGUUUGCCAUAAUUGAAAAGCUACAGGGUAGCAGAUUGGAUGAACAGCGCUGUGAAUUCCCACCACCUUUUAAGUUACAAUUGAUCACCCAGACACGGCUCUUAAAGAUUGGAGAUGGUUUGCCUCUCAUCCUCCCCCCAAAAUCUGGAGGCUAUUGGAUCGACCCUCCCCUGGACAGACACGUGGAGACCAGUCCAACUCUCUCACAUGGGGGGUUUGGCCUGGAGAGCUACGAUAUCAUGGAACGAGACAGUGAGGCUAAAAUGUUCCAGGAGUUCUUCCGCCACAGAUAUCAUCAUUCGUUCACAGCGUCUGACCCCUCCAUCGGGCCGCUAGUUUUGUCUGUUUGCCUUGAAGAAGAAGAAAAUCGCCUGCGAGUCAUUCUGAGGAUGAAGGAGUGCUCUCUUCAUGGAACAUUCUCAGUUUCUCUCUUUCAACACUUCCCCACAGCCGUACAGCUGUCUAAGAUGCUGUGCUCGAGUGUCAGCGUGUCAUGUUUUGAGCCUGUCAGUUACUUAAAGGCCCCUGAGCUUAUAAUGGCAUUUGAUGAACACAGGGUGUCACAAAACUUUAAAUUUGGUGUUUUAUACCAGCGCGAAGGACAGUUGACAGAGGAAGAUAUUCUCGGUAACAAUGAGGAAAGUGAGGAGUUCUUGGAGUUUCUUUCAAUACUAGGGCAGACGAUCAAACUGCAAGGAUUUACUGGAUUUAAGGGAGGUCUGGAUGUGUCUCAUGGCCAAACAGGAGAUGAGGCAGUUUUCACCUCCUUCCACGGUAGAGAGAUUAUGUUUCAUGUUGCCACUAAACUCCCCUUCACUGAAGGUGAUACCCAACAGCUGCAGAGAAAGAGACACAUUGGGAAUGAUAUCGUUGCCUUGGUUUACCAGGAGGGUCACACCCCCUUUAUCUCGGAUGUGAUCAGAUCCCACUUCUUGCAUUGUUUCAUUGCUGUGCGGAGGAUAAAGAGAGAAAGUGAGGGAGAGGGAGGGGACGGAGGAUCAUUUCAGGUGUCUAUCACGGGCAGGGAGGAUGUGCCCCCAUUUGGCCCGCCUCUUCCUUCACCACCUAUUUUUACAGAGGGUUCUGUUUUGAGAGAGUUCCUCCUAACCAAACUUAUAAAUGCUGAAAUCUCUUGCUACAAAGCUGAGAAAUUCAGUCGACUGGAGUUACGCACACGUUCAUGUCUGUUGGAAGCACUCCGGUCUGAACUAUCUUCUCGCUCUCAAUGCAUGCUGGGAGAGUCGACACAAUCCAGCAUCCCCCUCGCUGAAGGAGGAAAAUGUGUUCCAGAGGGUGGUGGGGGAUUCAUUGAGAACUUUAAGAGAGCAAUUAGGGUGCGUAGCCACUCAUUCGAUACCUUGGGAGUACCAAGGAAAGCAGGUGGUGUGGCAGGACAGAGACCAAAGGAAGGUGAAAGUGACCAGACAAACAGACCUGAUAACGGCACUGAGGUGAAAGGUCAAAUGAGUCCACAAGAUGACCUAUAGUGUGAACAAUUCUGAGGCCUGAAGAUAAGCACUUGCUGUUUUUGAAGAGACAAUGCAAAGCACAAUUAAUAGCACAUUUAACUAUAACCGUGUGUGUACUUAGGCAAGUGGUAAAUAGCUCUAAAAGCAGUAUUAUAUAUUUUUAAGUGUCAUAGUUCUGCUAUAAAGCUAAUCUAGAGCUCUACCCAGUUCGGAUAGGUUUUUUAUUUUUUGGAUUGAUCAUUGAAGUAUUUCCUCCACAAUCAUGUGUAUUGUCAGUAUUUUAAGGUAUUCAUAAUAUACUUCACUUUAAUGUGCAAAUGCAUAAGAAAUAAAUCUCAUUUCUUUUAA
Messenger RNA from Triplophysa dalaica, 2123 nucleotides. It is a transcript of the gene rap1gapl, whose product is annotated as RAP1 GTPase activating protein-like. Gene Ontology annotation, cellular component: cytoplasm. The coding region runs from base 105 to 1793 and encodes 562 amino acids. Gene Ontology annotation, biological process: regulation of small GTPase mediated signal transduction; activation of GTPase activity. The record is from RefSeq and is a predicted model, not a curated record. Gene Ontology annotation, molecular function: GTPase activator activity. Lineage: Eukaryota; Metazoa; Chordata; Actinopteri; Cypriniformes; Nemacheilidae. The transcript is spliced from 19 exons.